GCCCACUUUAGUCCUGAGAAGGAGAAGGUCAUUUCUAGCGCUGCGUUUGAUUUCCAGAACUUUUCCAACUGCUCAAGCUCUCGCUCGUUUCCAUUGAAAUUCCAAGUUUAACACGUUCGCUGGAUUCCGAUCUUCUGAUGACUAUGAACUUCACUGAAUAAUGGAUGCCGGCAAAUUGAAAAGCUUGGCUCACUGGGUGAAUUCUGUUGGAGUGGGCCCAUGUGUGGAGUCCCUUCAACAGCUCCAAGAUGGAUCACACUUUAUUGGCAUUAUCAAGAUCAUCAAUGGUGACAGGGGAACCCAGUUCUGUGAGCUACCCAUGCAGCGAUUCCGGCUCAUAUGUUCCUUUCUUGAAGAUUUCUAUGGGAUAUCGCUCCAGCAUCACGUUGACCACACCAAGAUCCUCCAGCGAGCAGAUGUUGGUGAGCUAGCCAAGGUGGCUGCCCUAAUGCUCUGUGCCUCUGUCCAGGGCCCCAAGGUGGACUUCUUCGUGGACAUGAUCACCAAGCUAGACAUGGUGGUUCAAACCCACCUGAAGGAGAUCAUGGAAGUCAUCGUGGCCCGGGGGAGUGGCGACGUUCUUCAGACUAACUUUGCAAGCAUUCUGUACAAAAAGUUGAAUGAAGACGUGUGUACAUCCUCUCCAGUUGAGCCUAUCACUCCACUGGUACCAGGCAGCAAAGCGCCAACCUCAUUUGGAUAUUCCCCCGUAAAGGCCCUGUUCAACACUCCCAACAUGGUCAGCAAGAUGAGAGAUCGUAAGGCCCACUACAACAAGGUCCGAAAACUGGAGAUAGAAAUCGCAAACGAGAAGGCAAUGCGCUCAGAUAAAGAGCAGGAAAUCCUUGAGAAGAACAAAGUCAUUGGUGAAAAUGAGGCUAAAGUGAAUGAAUUGAAACAGCAGGUAGUCAACUUGAGGAAACUAUGUGCCGAUGUGGAUAGCAUGCGCUCUGCAAAUGACCAACUGAAACUGAGCCAAGCACGCGUGGACAGAUUAGAGAGGAGACUAGCUGAGCUGGAGUCCAUGCGAUCUGCCAACUCACACCUGGAGAGGCAGGUGCAAAACUUACUGAACGAGAACAAUGACCUGGAGGCUAAAGUGCGCAACUUCACCAGCUUGAGGACGGAAAACGAACGUCAAAGGGCCCAGUUGUCAGAGAGUCUACAACGGUUUCGAGAGCUCCAGGACACGGAAUCCCAGCAGCGGAAGCAGCUCAAACUGCUGGCCACAACCAAUGAAGAGAUCCAAGCCAUGCUUGUUCAGCAGAGAGAGUUGACCGCGGAACACAAGCAAAAGAUCCAGGAACUAGAAGAGCAGCAACUUGUGAAUACCAACAGUGGAGAAAGCCUGAAUAUUAUCCCUGAACGUCGCCUGGGUGAGGUCCUUGACCAGCUAAACGAAGCAAAGGAAGAGAUGAAGCAGAUGGAAGAAUCGUUUCAAGCAACAAAAAUUGAAUAUCAAAAGACACUGAUAGCACAAGUCAACACGGCAAGAGAAGAGGGGAACAAGCGCUUUGAAGAAUUGGAAAAGUCUGCAACUUCAAAACUCAACAGCCUUCAGAAUGAAUUGCACAUCCAGACAGCCAAUAAUGCCAGUGCAGAACAGAAAAUUCAAGAGCUCAGCCUAAGAAUUCAUUCGUUGAGCAAUACUGAGAAAAUUCUCAAACAGGAGAUCUUGGAAGUUCGCACACAGGGGCAGCGCCAAAGAGAGACCAUCACAAGCCUAGAAACUGCAAAGAUGAAACUAGAAGAAGAGGCCAAAUCAACAGCAGAGCAACUUCAGCAGCAGGUUCAGCAAUUGCAAGCUAGGAUCCAGGAGCUGAAGUCCACAGAAGAAAAGUUAACUACAGAAGUCUCAACGGCCAAACAGAUGUCUAGUCAACAACAGAAAGUCAUUGCUAGCCUGGAGAAUGCUUCCAAGACACAGACAGAUGAGUUAGAAUCCACUAGAAUACAGCUGAAGCAGAGCUGUGAGACACUUCACCUAUCACAGCAGACGGUUGAAAGCUUGAAGGAGCAGAUUCAACAUUAUGUGGAGACAAACGCCACUGCAGAACAGAAAAUUCAAGAGUUCAUCAAAAAAAUGGAUACCUUGGGUGAUGCCGAGAAAAACCUCACUCAGGAACUCUUGGAUGCUCGUGCAGAAGCUCAGUGUCAUGAAGAAACCAUUGCAAGCUUAGAAAAUUCAAAGAUGAAACUGGAGGAGGAUGCAAAGUCAUCUGCUGAGCAACAUGAGCAGCAGGCUCAGGAAUUAAUUGCAGUGAUCAAGAAUCUGAGGUCCACAGAAGAGAAGCUCACCCAAGAAGUCUUGAACGCUCAUUCCGAAGUUCAGCGGCAUGCAGAAAGUAUUGUGAGCCUUAAAGCAGAAAAGAUGAAGCUAGAGGAAGAUGCCAUGUCAGUUGCUGACCAAUAUACUGAAAAAUCUUCAACAGUUGAGGUGCUACAAGCAAAGAUCAAGAGUCUGAGGUCUACAGAAGCGAGGCUCACCAAAGAAGUCUUGGAUGCUCAUUCAGAAGCUCAACGUCACUCAGAGACCAUUGUGGGCCUAGAGGCAGCAAAAAUGAAACUAGAGGAAGAUGCCAAAUCAGUUGCUGAUCAAUAUGCUGAGCAAUCUACAACAGUUAAGGACCUGCAAGCAGUUAUCAAGAGUCUGAGGUCAAAAGAAGAGAGUCUCAACAAAGAAGUCUCGGAUGCGCGUUCAGAAGCUCAGCGUCAUUCAGAGACCAUUUUGGGCCUAGAGGCAGCAAAAAUGAAACUAGAGGAAGAUGCCCAAUCAGUUGCUGAUCAAUAUGCUGAGCAAUCUACAACAGUUAAGGACCUGCAAGCAGUUAUCAAGAGUCUGAGGUCAAAAGAAGAGAGUCUCAACAAAGAAGUCUCGAAUGCGCGUUCAGAAGCUCAGCGUCAUUCAGAAACCAUUGCGAGCCUAGAGGCAGCAAAGAUGAAGCUAGAGGAAGAUGCCAAGUCAGUUGCUGACCAAUAUGAUGAUCAGUCUACAACAGUUCAGGAGCUACAAGCCAUGAUCAAGAGUCUGAGGUGUACGGGAGAGAGGCUCAAUAAAGAAGUCUCGGAUGUUUGUGCAGAAGCUCAGCGUCACUCCGAGACCAUUGUGGCCCUAGAGGCGGCAAAGAUGAAACUAGAGGAAGAUGCAAAAACAGUUGCCAGGAAAUAUGAGGAACAGUCCACAACAAUACAAGAACUGCAAACAACAGAAGCAAGGCUCACUAAAGAAGUAAUGAUGGCCGAACAGGUUUCGAGUCAACAACAGGAAGUCAUCACUAAUUUCGAGAACAGCACAAAGAGACAGGCAGAUGAAUUGCAAUCCACUAGACAACAGCUGAAGCAGAGUUUUGAGACCCUUCAGCAAUCGCAGCAGACAAUUGAAAGCUUGAGGAAGACAGGCCUUGGUCUGAAGAACUCCGAAGGGAACCUGUCUCAAGAAGUCUCAUCUGCUCGUCUUUAUGCUCAGCAUCAGGAGGCGAUCAUUUCUAGUCUUGAACAGAGCAAGAAGACUCUAGAGGAAGAAUUGGCUUCUGCCAGGAAGCAGGUUGAAAAUUACAUGGAAAUUAAUGUCGCUGCAGAGCAGAAAAUACAGGAGUUCAUUAGUAGAAUCAAUACCUUGAGCGAGGCUGAAAAACAGCAUAAAAAUGAAGUCUUGGAUGCUCGCACAAAGGCUCAGUAUCAUGUAGAGACCAUUGUGAGCCUAGAAACAACAAACACAAAACUAGAGCAAGAUGCUGAAUCAGUAGCCAGGCAGUAUGAGCAGCAGGCUGUAGAGGUUCAGGAGCUGCAAGAGACAAUCAAGGGUCUGAGGUCAACAGAAGAAACUCGUACUUCAGAAGUCUCAAUGGCCAAACAGGUUUCCAACAAGCAACAGGAAGUCAUUGCUAAUCUGGAGAAUACCAUGAAGGCACAGGCAGAUGAGUUGGAGUCAACUAAAAACCAGCUGAUGCAGAGCUUUGAGACAAUCAAAAGCUUAAAAGAAACAAGCACAUGUCUGAAGAACUCUGAAGGGAAACUGUCCCAAGAGGUCUCAAUGGCUUGUCUUCAUGCUCAGCAGCAGGAAGAGAUCAUCGCUGGCCUCAAAGAGAGCAAGCAAAACCUGGAGGAAGAAUGGGCCUCAUCCACAAGGAAGCACUUUCAACAGAACUCGGAAAUGAAUGCAGAUUCAGAGCAGAAACUUCAAGAGUUUAGGCUAAGAAUUGAUGCCUUGAACAAGACGGAGAUGAGUCUCAAACAGGAAGUUUUGGAUGCUCGCGUACAGUCUCAGCAUCAAGCACAGACCAUUGCAAGCUUAGAAGCCACAAUUAUGCAACUACAGGAAGAGGCCAAGCAAUUUGCCGGCCAAUAUGAACAGCAGGCCACAGCAAAUCAGGAACUGCAAAUGACAAUCAAGGGCUUGAGAUCAACUGAAGAAAGGCUGACUACCGAGGUCUCAAAACAGGUUUUGAGUCAACAAGAAGUCAUCACUAGUCUGGAACAUACCAUAAAGACACAGGCAGCUGAGUUGGAAUCCACUAGAGAACAGCUGAACGGAGGUAUGAUGAAGCUCCAGAAUAAAGCAGAAACAAACCAAAAGAUGGUCAGCAAGUUGCAACUGGAAUUGGAAAACCAGAAACGCUUGCAUCAAGAAGACAGUGUCGCGUUCAAGCGAGAGAUUGCCAGCAGGACGGAGCAGUUGGCAUCCCUGGAGGCUCAGAUGAGAUUUGAGAAGGACAGCUCCCUGAAGGAGUUGCAGAUCCUGCAGGAGGAGCUUGACCACACUAGACGACUGCUAGAGGCAGGGCGGGGGAGUGUCCCUCCACCCAUGGCGGACCCCCUACCGGCAGACAUGAGCAUGCACAGUAUUGACAGCUUGGAUGACGGGGAGCUAAACCUAGCUGAGCUAGAAGCCGGAUCCAGGGCCAGCAUUGUUUCUAAUUCAUCAACCAUGAGCGGCCGAUCCACGGGGAGUUCCAAGUCCCAAUGCAAGUACACCAUAGAGUUACACAGUCGUCAGAGCACCAGCAGCAACAGUUCCCUAUCUACUAGUCAGCCCACCCCAACCCAGCAGUCAACAUACCGGGACUCACUCUUAACCAGCCAGCUAUCGGCUAGCCAGAACUCCUUGGCCUCCAACAGCCAGUUCCAUCUCUCCACGGCCAGCAACAUGUCAGACACCCUGAAUCUCAGCCAUUUAGGCUCCUUGUCCCUGUCCAGGGCUAGCAACUCCACAGUGGGGGAUAACCUCCCCGAGAAGGUCUCGCAGACCAUUGAUGAGCUCAGCACUGAUCACUUCAAGACACGAUCACUCCGGGCAUCCAUGAGACAGUCCAAGAUCAGCCGCAGGACAACAGGCCGCGCCGGUUUCUGUCUUGUGGGUGCUUGUGAAGAGGAGCCUGAGGCUUUUGACUGGGACCGCCUGGCAGAACUCCAGCGCCGCAACACCCUGUGCCGCCCCCACCUCCAGACUUCCUACCCGGUGGAGACGCAGACCCGGGCACCCAAAGAGAUCACAGAGGACGGGUUGAAAGUUGGAGCCUCGUUGGAAGAGACCGGGGAAGGGCCUGUGACCCGUGGCAUGCGCAAACGAAAGAGCGGAGAUCUGGACCUCCCGCAAACUAGCGUGCCUGCCAAGAUGAGUACCUCCAACUCCUACCACGCCAUGCCCCCACCUCCCCCUCCGGAAGCCAAACGCUCGGUGUCAAUGCAGAACAUCAAGACUGUAGCAACAGCAGGUCCCAGCAGUACAACCCUGCAGAGCAAGAGUACUGUUAGAGCAUCAAGUAAACACAGCACCAGCACAACCAGCGUAAACAGCACCACCAGCAUAAACAGCAACAGCAGCAACACAAGCAGCAGCAGCAGAUUCCAUAGGUCCGGCAUUCUCAGGGCCAGUACUAAGUCAAACAAGAGCCAGAAACAAGCAGCAGCAGCCAAGGCACCAGCAGUCAAAGCACUGCAGGAGAGUGAGAAUCGUCGGGAGAGUAUGGCAUUCAGUAUCGGGUUCUCCCCGAAGCCCCAGGUCAAGCGGCGACCCAACCGGGCCUCCCUAGCCAAGAAGGCCACCAACAGCCCCAAGGUGCAGGCAGCCACGCCUGGAGCCACCCCAAGCAAAAAAUCCAAAAGGAGGUCAAUCGCAAAAUGGCUGGGCAAGUAAACUUCAUCUUUGGAGAACAAGACAUCACAGAUCUACACCCACCUAAAGAAACAAACGUCUACCCAUCAGUAAACUUGGUUCUGGAAUUUAAAAACCUCUUGGAAAAUUUUUCAAAAACUUGUCAAUAGUGUCUGAGACCCUCUUGGCCCUCUAAUUAAAAUUUUUGGUUUUGCUUUGACGGGUUUGUGUCACCUUCAGCUUUAUUCCUGUGUACAUAAACAUUUUCUUUAAAGUUCAAAUCGAAAAAGUAUUUCUGUUCAAUAUGCAAAUUUGGUAUGUACAUAUUAUGGUUUACUGAACUUACUAACGAAUUAGACAGAAUCAUUUUGUGUGAUUAGAGUGAAGGCUCAAACAUGUUGACCUUUUAGCAGUCAAUUUUCACAAUCAUUUCAAAAUGUUAAAAUACCUAUUUUUAACACCAUAUUUAUGGUUAAGGGGUAGCUUAGUGAUAAAUGUAAAUAUUGUUUGUAUAAAGUAAAAAGCUCAACACUUAAAAUUUUUAUUAGUGUAAUGGUGUAAAAUUUACAUACAGCAAGCAAGUUUACCCAACUUAGUUUUUAUCGACCAUAUUCAGAUGGAAUGGUUUUGUUGUACUGCAAGUAAUUUUUUUAAAAUUGAUUUGCAGGUCUGCUUUCAUAGCAUAUUUUCUUCUGGUACUUUGUCCAUAAGGCCUAAUGUCAGAUAUGUACUUUGAAAGAAUCUGCAUGAACUGUGGACCCAGUGCACAAGUUGGGGGAGACCACUGGUUUUCAUGGUAGAUACAGUUUGGAUAUUCCAUACAGUAAACAUCAUCCAUGCAUUCUGUAGCUUACAGGGCAAGCGCAGAAAUUCUGUGUUAGUGCUGUAAGCACAACAUGGUAAACAUAUUGCGCUCACAGUUUGAUCAAGUCAAAGAUUUUAGGAAGGAAAGUUGCUUGCAUACAAAGUCUAUGCAUGUUGUCAAUCAAAUGUUCAUCACAGUGAGUGUACUUUGUCCUUUAUAGGCAUGGCUUUUGACUCUCAACAAAUAAACUUGUUGCCUACGAUUGGCAUUUUAAUAGAUUCAAGUUUAUAGGCAAGGUUUGAUUGCUCGUGCAAAAAUAGUUGUUGCUUACUACUGUUGUAUUAUAUUCGCUGAUUCCUGUAAUGUAUCAAUAAAAUCUGAAAGUAGACAGAGUGCAUUUCACAGUACUACAAAAAUAUUCUGAUUUUGAUUUUCAAUUCAGGUUUUACAGGUAAAGGUUCUAGAUCUAGUGGAGGCAGGUGUUAACUGAGUUAUUCACAGAUUUGAUUGAACUUUAAAAACUUUGUAAUAAUGUUACUGUAAAUGAUUUAUGACGUUGAUUUUUAAAAUUUAUGUUCACCUAUUGAGGGAGGAAUAUAUGGUUGUUUUAAUCUACAUUGGGAUAUGAACUGGGAAAAGUGUUAAGUGCUGGAAAAUGAAAAUUGUACAUUUAUUUCAGGUUUUAUUUAAGAAUUAAAGUAAAUACUACAUUACAGAGAGCUUAUCUAUUCAGUGUUGACCAGGAAGCAUUUUUAUGGGAUUGUUAAGCACAGAAAAGAAUGGAUUAAUUACCAGCCAAAAUGUAAUGUGGUAUGUGUUGUUUGUGACUGGUACUCUGCUGCAUCUAGCCAGGCACUCUAAAUGCCACUAGAAGCACUGUUGAGUUGAGAACUUCCACAAAAUUCAAACCUGGUUCUGAUAUUCUAAACUAAUUCUAAAACUUAUUUUGGUGAAGGAAUAGAUUGUAAAUAGUUCAUAAUUGCAGUUUCCUGGGCAAAUCUGAGAAAUUAUUGUUUGAAAAAAAUGUGUAGGUGUUCCUUUUGUUUGAUUUUAACUUGUAAAUAAUUUGACAAUUGCUAAUUGUGUGAAGUUUUUUCCCCCAUACUUUUUUUCUUCAGAACGCAUGGAAAAUGUAAAUUGCUAAAUUAAAGGGUGAGCUAGGUUUUGGUUACUUAUGAUAAGCAUGUAUAUGAAUUCAAGCUUGAGGUUCUUACGUUUAGUUAACCAAAAAUAAUUAACCAUAGUACAACCAUCACCAAAAACAUGUACAUGUAUUUCUUUUUAUCAUGGAAAAAAAUACUACGUUUGGUUUUUAUGAAAUCAUUGAAUAAGGCAUUGACAGGAUUGGAAUCGUAGCUUCAUUUGUGGAAGAUUUGUUUUCAUUAUGGCAUUGCUACAAAGGAACAUUAAAUUGUGUUUUGUUUGUCUUUGAAGCUGCCUUAUUAGAGGAGUGAAAUUGUACACAAUCCUUUUAAAAAAUAAAUUAAAAAGUAAAUGUA
Molecule: messenger RNA, 8398 nt
Organism: Patiria miniata (bat star)
Lineage: Eukaryota; Metazoa; Echinodermata; Asteroidea; Valvatida; Asterinidae
Product: nuclear mitotic apparatus protein 1-like
Exons: 22
Coding region: 161-6136 (1991 amino acids)
Source: RefSeq, a predicted model, not a curated record